Molecule: messenger RNA, 753 nt
Organism: Candidula unifasciata
Lineage: Eukaryota; Metazoa; Mollusca; Gastropoda; Stylommatophora; Geomitridae
Source: the annotation of a GenBank genome assembly
AUGCCUUUUUACAAUCCGGCUGCUCGAGGUGGUCAGUCACAAGCUGAAGAUAGAAAUGAAAAUGGGGCAGUUGGUGGUGCGGGGGUCGCUCUCGACCUCAGCAAAGCUUCCUAUCCGCUGUUCUCCAGUGCAGAAGCAAGGAGGCAGUCAUUCACCUCAUGGAGUCGAACUCAUUCCCAUCGGCCUGAAGACCUAGUUGCUGCAGGCUUCUUUUAUGCAGGAUAUGCUGACUGUGUCCGGUGUUUCUACUGUGGCCUGGGACUCAAAUACUGGAGACCCAACGACAUCCCCGCCUACCAGCAUGCCAGGUACCGGCCUCAUUGUGUAUACAACCGUCUGUACAAGGGGCAGGAUUACAUCGACAGGGUACAGCAGGACCUUCAGGUGAGACCACUCAUCUCUUAUAUUGUUUCCACUGAGUGUAUACACAAAACAGAAGAGCGAGAGAAAAAAGGAACCACUGAACAGCCUAUAGAUGCCGCACCCCCAGCACCAGGUGAAGCCAUGACGGCAGUCGUACAGAGACCAAAUCGAGGUAAUAUUGAAUUUAAUGAGUUGUUCAUGUCGGUCGAGAGGGAGCACACCCUGCUGGCUGAGCGAACCACAUGUCGACUGUGCAGGAGGAGGCCAGUCAGUUGUAUCUACUUGCCAUGUGGCCACGUCAUUGCAUGCCAGGAGUGUGCUGAUAAUGCCACUCACUGCAUUCUCUGCUCAAAGCAGAUUAUUGGCACCGCUAAUAUUUACUUAGCUUAA